GCAGCCCGAGGGUCGCCAGGACGAUGGCUGCAGCUAGUCAGGCACAUGGAAACCAAGGAACAGGUCGUGUCUGGAAGUUACUGAGCUUUGUCAUUGCUCUACCAGGAGUUGGUGUCUGUAUGCUGAAUGCUUUUCUAAAGAAAUCAAGCAAACCUCCAGAAUUUGUGCCUUACGCUCACCUCCGGAUUCGCAACAAGCCUUUUCCUUGGGGUGAUGGGAAUCAUACAUUAUUCCAUAAUUCGCAUGUGAACCCAUUACCCACUGGCUAUGAAAAAUAAAGCUUUAAAUUAAUUGGUGGAAAUUCCAGCUUCAAUGUAAUUUGUA
Pristis pectinata (smalltooth sawfish) is the source of this 324-nucleotide messenger RNA. Its product is annotated as cytochrome c oxidase subunit 6A, mitochondrial-like. The coding region runs from base 24 to 278 and encodes 84 amino acids. Lineage: Eukaryota; Metazoa; Chordata; Chondrichthyes; Rhinopristiformes; Pristidae. Gene Ontology annotation, cellular component: mitochondrial inner membrane. Gene Ontology annotation, biological process: mitochondrial electron transport, cytochrome c to oxygen. Gene Ontology annotation, molecular function: enzyme regulator activity. The record is from RefSeq and is a predicted model, not a curated record. The transcript has 3 exons.